Neltuma alba is the source of this 1938-nucleotide messenger RNA. Its product is annotated as carboxyl-terminal-processing peptidase 2, chloroplastic-like. Gene Ontology annotation, molecular function: endopeptidase activity; protein binding; serine-type peptidase activity. The transcript has 13 exons. Lineage: Eukaryota; Viridiplantae; Streptophyta; Magnoliopsida; Fabales; Fabaceae. The coding region runs from base 89 to 1657 and encodes 522 amino acids. The record is from RefSeq and is a predicted model, not a curated record. Gene Ontology annotation, biological process: proteolysis.
UGCAACGCUUCCAAAGAAAGCGCAACGAUAAGGUAUAGUCGUGUAAGGAGAAACCAAAACUGAAGAGCAUCGGGCUUUCCCUUUUUCCAUGGAGGUCGUUGGCAUCUCCAUCAAUGCUUCCAUGGCCCCAAACUUCUCCAUACCUCAGGUGUCAAAGGGCGAACCUUUAUUUGUUGGGGUGAUGCCAACCCCAUUUUCCUUAACGUAUAGUGGCAAAAGAAAUCCAAUCUUCAGAAAUAAUGGCUCUAAAACUGAAGUUUCACUUCGGUUGCUACCCCGCUUCAGCAAAAGUUGUUCUGCUCAGUGUUGUUUGUUUCCUAUAACUUCUGGCUGGUUUCCUAAAUGGAGGAAAAAUUCCAGUCUUAAAAGAAUGACGCAUUAUUCAGUGGACUUCGGACAGCAAGCCUCACUUGUUUUUGUGCGGUUGGCUGUCGGAGUAAUGUUGGUCAUGUCGGUUUCUCUUGCCUUCAGCAAUUCAUCCGGGGCCUUAACUGAAGAGAAUCUCCUCUUUUUGGAAGCGUGGAGAACAAUUGACCGAGCUUAUAUUGACAAAAGCUUUAAUGGACAAAAUUGGUUUAGGUACAGAGAAAAUGCACUGCGCACUGAACCCAUGAACACUCGGGAAGAGACAUAUACGGCAAUAAAGAAGAUGCUUGCCACACUAGAUGAUCCUUUCACUAGGUUUCUGGAGCCUGACAAAUUCAAAAGUUUGCGGUCUGGAACUCAAGGAUCUCUUACAGGUGUGGGGCUGUCUAUAGGCUACCCUACAAAAGGUGAUGGGCCACCUCCUGGACUCGUCGUCAUUUCAGCUUCUCCAGGGGGUCCUGCAUAUAGAGCUGGUGUUUUGUCAGGAGAUGUUAUUCUAGCAAUUGAUGAUACGAGUACAGAAAGCAUGGGGUUAUAUGACGCAGCAGAACGACUACAGGGACCUGAAGGAAGCUCUGUAGCCUUGACCCUUCGGAGUGGUCAGGAAGUAAAACACCUAUCAUUGAUGCGAGAGAAAGUUUUACUGAAUCCAGUGAAGUCAAGAUUAUGCAAGCUGCCUGCUUCAGGAAAUGAUUCCCCGUUGAUUGGUUAUAUCAAACUAACAGCUUUCAACCAAAAGGCAUCCAAUGCCGUCAAGGAAGCAAUCAAUACAUUGCGGAGUGAUAAUGUUAAUGCGUUUGUUUUGGACCUUAGAGAUAAUAGCGGUGGUCUCUUCCCAGAAGGAAUCGAGAUUGCCAAAAUUUGGUUGGACAAAGGUGUGAUUGUAUAUAUUUGCGACAGUCGUGGUGUUCGAGAUAUACUCGAUACAGAUGGAAGCAAUGCAAUAGCAACGUCAGAACCUCUAGCUGUAUUGGUGAAUAAGGGAACAGCUAGUGCAAGUGAAAUAUUAGCUGGUGCAUUGAAAGAUAAUAAACGGGCCAUCCUAUUUGGAGAACCCACAUUUGGAAAAGGGAAGAUUCAGUCAGUGUUCGAGCUCUCUGAUGGUUCCGGAUUGGUUGUUACUGUUGCUCGUUAUGAGACACCUGAUCACACUGAUAUCGACAAGGUCGGUGUCAUACCUGACCACCCUUUACCAGCAUCCUUUCCUAAGGAUGAGGAUAGCUUUUGCAGCUGCCUCCAGGAUCCCACUUCUUCUUGUCAUGUCAAUAGAGUCCAGCUAUUUGCAAGAUGACGACUGGCUUUUUUCAUACCAACAUUUCUGAGAAAGAGGGCAAUUCUUUUGACAAGUAAUGAGUUUUGCUGGCUAUUGAUGAUCACAUGUCUCCAAUUGAAGAAACACUUGUGAGUGUCGCUGAUUCCUUUAUUAUUGAUUUUUCCUUUGCUUGAGUUUGGUGCAAAGCCUAAACAUUUCCAUGAUCUGAAACGUCAAAAUGUCACAUUAAACAGAAGCCAUGUUAUGCGAAUAUCUUUCGAAACAUAAUUCUAAAUCAUUGAUUUUUCCUUUGAGUGAAA